Fonsecaea monophora is the source of this 1116-nucleotide messenger RNA. RefSeq lists its product as hypothetical. Gene Ontology annotation, cellular component: mitochondrion. The record is from RefSeq and is a predicted model, not a curated record. Gene Ontology annotation, molecular function: (3R)-hydroxyacyl-[acyl-carrier-protein] dehydratase activity. Bases 1 to 1116 code for a protein of 371 amino acids. The transcript has a single exon. NCBI's taxonomy places the organism in Eukaryota, Fungi, Ascomycota, Eurotiomycetes, Chaetothyriales, Herpotrichiellaceae.
AUGCCAACUGAUGAAGGCCCCUGGGAUGGAUUCAAUAUCCGCGCUCUGCGGAAAACCCUGCAAAGCCACCUUUCGCUUUCAGAUCUCCGGCCACCAAAUAGUGUUCCCCCAGGCUAUCAUCAAGUGUCAUUCAACAGCCUACCUUAUGAGCAUGAGCUAGGCCAUGACGGUGCUGAAAAGCGCCAUGCUCCCAGUGACGAAUGGAAAUAUCGAGUAUGGGCUGGAGGCUACAUGGAGUUUCAGAUUCCCAGCAUAUGGACUGCCCGGCCGAAAUUCGUCGCUGUCAAGGAGAGAAUUACAGACACUCGACUCGUUGGCGACCUUACCAGUGAGAACGCGAAAGUAUUUGUCACGUUAACAAGGACACUCUUUCCCGCCAUGGUAGAUGCCCGGGGGAAACCUGUGCGUAGAAGACUGGGAGGUCUCCGCGCCACGAAUCGAAGGGACAACAUCGUGCUUAAAGAGGAGAAAUACCUCUGCUUCAUGCGGGAAAUCCCAGAGAGUCUAAAAUCGACCGCUCCACCGCGUAUACUCAAGCCCCCCUCUAACCCGGUAUACUCGCAAAGUAUGAUCCCUUCACCAACACUACUCUUCAGAUUCAGCGCCCUGUCUAGAAACGCCCAUGCCAUACAUCUCGAUGCAGACUACACCCGACAGGUUUACGGUCUUCCAAAACUCAUUGUACAUGGCCCCUUGACUUCUGUCCUCAUGUUGGAUAUCCUCGGCGAAGCUCUCGCUCUUCACACGGUUGGGAAAUCGUACACCUUGGCCAUUCGGACAUUUCAGUACAAAAAUCUCCUUCCGCUUUUUGUGAACGAACAGAUCACGAUCGCCUGCAAGAAGGUGCAUGACAUUCAACCACAGGGGACAAAAUUUAGGACUGCAUUCGGAGCGACUUGGGAGAAAUGGGAAGUCUGGAUUCAGAAAGGCGCAGGAGGAGAUGCCACGACAGCCGUUCGAGGGUCAGCCUGGGUUUCGCCAAUAGCGCAUCCUAGUUCAGAGGCGGCUGCCAAAGUUGCCGCUGAGGCGCCAGCUCCGUCGAACGAGGAUUCCCAGGAUCAAUACCUAAUUGACGAGGAAGAAGAGCAGGCUGCCAGCGGUGCCUCGGAGGGAUGA